UCCAAGCUUCAGAGUUUACCGGUUAACCCACACAAAUUGCCGCCACCACCACUGGACACGACAUCGUACAACCCCAGCCUCAUUCCAGUGGGGCCGCAUCUCAGAUCUCUGGUGGUGGACGACACCCGCCGGCCGGCCAGCUUCUCCGGCCAACCGUUCCCCGCGCAAAACUUGCACUGACGAAGCCUGGUACCUUCUCAUCCGGCGGCGGCGGGGCCAUGGGGUUCUCGCUGUACCCCACCAAGUCGUCGACGCGCAUGCCGUGGAGCACCAGCUUCUUCCGCCACAAGUUCCCCGCCGCCGCCGCCGCCGCGCCCUCCUUCUGAUCAGGCUAGCUCCGGCCGCCUGGCGACCUCCGUGCCGUGCUUCAACAAGAGGACAAGAGGUGGAGGAGCAUACUGCAUACAUACAGACGUUCAGUACAUACAUAGAGUUUCUUUUUUUUUUUGGUUCGUGUUAGUCCUUGGUGCAUGGACUACGCUCGUAGCAUGAUCAGCAGCUCCGCUGUGCCAUUCCGUGCUGCCGGCGACGGCGAUGGCGGCGGACAGGUGUUUCUCUUUGGCGGCCGCGGCGGCGGCGGAUUCCUUCGAGGAUUGCCGUUGGUGGGUGGCGCCAGCGCUGCUGCCGGUGCGGCGGCGGACGGCCGGCGCAAGCGGGCGUUUCAGCUAACGACGGCGCACGAGGAGCCGCAGCUGGAGCUGGGCGACGACGAGCUGUGCGGCGGCUUCGACUACGAGCUCCUCCACGGGCCGCAGCAGCAGGAGCGGACGAAGCGGCGGCUGACGGCGGAGCAGGUGCGGGAGCUGGAGCUGAGCUUCGAGGAGGAGAAGCGGAAGCUGGAGCCCGAGCGGAAGAGCGAGCUGGCGCGAAGGCUCGGGAUCGCGCCGCGCCAGGUGGCCGUGUGGUUCCAGAACCGCCGCGCGCGCUGGAGGACCAAGCAGCUGGAGCAGGACUUCGACCGCCUCAGGGCCGCGCACGACGACCUCCUCGCCGGCCGCGACGCGCUCCUCGCCGACAACGAUCGCCUCCGCUCACAGGUGAUCACGUUAACUGAGAAACUGCAAGCGAAGGAGUCGUCGGCGUCAGAGCCGGAAGAGUUUACAGUUGCCACUCAAGAGACAGCCUAUGCUCUUUUCGAAGAAGACAAGCUCUGCCUCUGCUCCGAGAUCGCCACCGGCAGCACUGCAGCGGCGGCGCCAGGGAGCAACGACAGCCCGGAGUCCUACUUCGCCGGUGCGUGCUCGCCUCCGUCGUCGCCAGAGGACGACGGCUGCGGUGGCGCCGACGACCGCACCUUCUUCCUCCCGGACGCCCUGCUCGCCACGGGCGUGGAGGAGAGCCUCGAGCGCGCUGCCGAAGAGGACGAUGGCGCUGGGACGCAGCUCAACAACUGGGCAUGGUUAUGGAACGAUCAGCAGUAUUAGGGAAUGCACGCAUGAUAUUAUUGCAGUGCAAAUUUGGUCUCGAGCUUUGCUGAUGUUGAUACGGUGUAUUCUGCUAAUUGGCCAGGUGGUUGAUUUAUGCCUCCACAUUGUUCACUGACAUUUCUCACAUCAGUAACGUUUGAGGUGUAAAAUGGCCAAAGCUGGGCCGGAUAUGUAACUAAAUGGAGAACUAAAUUACUUUGAAUAAAUGGGCCAAGGCCCUUGUUUUGACUCUCA
This is a messenger RNA of Sorghum bicolor (sorghum), 1661 nucleotides long. Its product is annotated as homeobox-leucine zipper protein HOX25. The record is from RefSeq and is a predicted model, not a curated record. Bases 471 to 1424 code for a protein of 317 amino acids. Gene Ontology annotation, biological process: positive regulation of DNA-templated transcription. Gene Ontology annotation, molecular function: sequence-specific DNA binding; DNA-binding transcription factor activity, RNA polymerase II-specific. NCBI's taxonomy places the organism in Eukaryota, Viridiplantae, Streptophyta, Magnoliopsida, Poales, Poaceae. The transcript is spliced from 3 exons. Gene Ontology annotation, cellular component: nucleus.